AUGAAUCACCGCAAUUCUCUUCCUAUUGACGACCUCGACGAGAGCUUGUGGGAUUCUCCCUCCAAGCCAGAAGACACCAGCAAGCAGGCCCAUUCAACAAAACCUACAUACCAGGAGCAACGAGAACGUGACGAAAGCCUGCGUCAGGAACUGGAAAGCGUCCGGCAGGUCAAUGAAGCAAUUCAAGGCGUGACUCUCAGUUUGCGAAAGGCGAAAGACAACAUGAAGACCCUCAAUAACACUGUCUCGGCUGCUUCUGCGUUACUCAACACAUGGACUCGGAUAUUAUCUCAGACCGAACACAACCAACGACUCAUCCUCGACCCCUCGUGGCAGGGUGCCAGCCAGGAUAUUGCCAACAUCGAGGAGGAAGCUUUACAGAAGCAGCGUGCUACCGAGAGACGAGAAGCAGAGGAAGAAGAGCGAAAGAUAGCAGCAGCAAGACGCGCAGACGAAGAGGAGAAGCGGAAAACAGAAGCAGUCGUCAAGCCUACCAAAGCCGGCACUUCGAGAGGCACAUCGAGGGCGCCUUCUGCUGGGCGAGGGUCGGUUGCGCACACGCCCUCGUCAUCCUAUGUUCAGAUGGGUGGCACCAAUUCCAGCGGUAUCAGGCGAGGGACAUCUUCGACAAGGAGGACCACUUCAGGUAUUGGCCGGGGUACCGCGGGUAGGGGCACGAGGGGGCGUGGUUGA
This is a messenger RNA of Cladophialophora carrionii CBS 160.54, 693 nucleotides long. RefSeq lists its product as uncharacterized. The transcript is spliced from 2 exons. NCBI's taxonomy places the organism in Eukaryota, Fungi, Ascomycota, Eurotiomycetes, Chaetothyriales, Herpotrichiellaceae. Gene Ontology annotation, cellular component: DASH complex; mitotic spindle. Gene Ontology annotation, biological process: mitotic cell cycle. Bases 1 to 693 code for a protein of 230 amino acids. The record is from RefSeq and is a predicted model, not a curated record.